This is a messenger RNA of Populus trichocarpa (black cottonwood), 762 nucleotides long. RefSeq names its product 40S ribosomal protein S17-4. Gene Ontology annotation, cellular component: ribosome. Lineage: Eukaryota; Viridiplantae; Streptophyta; Magnoliopsida; Malpighiales; Salicaceae. The coding region runs from base 153 to 581 and encodes 142 amino acids. Gene Ontology annotation, molecular function: structural constituent of ribosome. Gene Ontology annotation, biological process: translation. The transcript has 2 exons. The record is from RefSeq and is a predicted model, not a curated record.
AACAAAAUAGUGGCUGGCAGGCGCAAACCCUAGACUGCUUAUAUACCUGAAGAAGACUCUCUUCCUCCCUCCCAUAACGCCGCAGCAGUACCUCGGUAUUCGUCAUCGGGGCUCUCCUUGCAUCUUGAAGCAGCAGCAGCUUAUUAGCUAAGAUGGGUCGUGUUCGUACCAAGACAGUGAAGAAGUCUUCACGCCAGGUCAUUGAGAGGUACUACUCUAAAAUGACCUUGGAUUUCCACACCAACAAGAAGAUUUUGGAAGAGGUUGCUAUCAUCCCCUCGAAGCGUCUCCGCAACAAGAUUGCUGGGUUCUCUACCCAUCUAAUGAAGCGUAUUCAGAAGGGACCAGUUCGUGGCAUCUCACUGAAACUACAAGAGGAAGAGCGUGAGCGUCGCAUGGAUUUCGUGCCUGAGGAGUCUGCCAUUAAGAUCCAUGAGAUUAAGGUUGACAAAGAGACCAUUGACAUGCUUGCCGCUCUUGGGAUGUCAGAUGUUCCUGGGCUUGUUGAAGUUGAGCCUCAGCCUAUGCUUCCCACUCAGGGAUUCGGUAGAGGAGGUGGUGCUAGGAGGUUCUUGAGUUAAAUUAACCUCCAUAGGAUGUUCGAGUGCAAGAACUUUAAAUAUCUUGUCUUGUCUUUUUUUAGUGCUCGCUUUCAGUGUCUGUUAUGGAUAUUACCCUCAGUGGGUAUUGGUACUUGAUUGUUAAAAACUGGAGAUUUAGUUGAUUUUGCUGUUAAAGAAUGAUAUUUUUAGUUGAUUUAAA